Messenger RNA from Nezara viridula (southern green stink bug), 5754 nucleotides. NCBI's taxonomy places the organism in Eukaryota, Metazoa, Arthropoda, Insecta, Hemiptera, Pentatomidae. The record is from the annotation of a GenBank genome assembly.
AUGGAGACUGAAAACAAUAGAUAUAUUCUACAAGUGUUCGUAGGUGCACUGUCUCAGCAUUAUGAAGCACUUUCUGUUGAAGCUAGUAAACAAACUACAUCAGAAGAAAUCGUUCAGUGCAUUGUUGAAAGACUUUCACUACCUACAUCUACUAGUUUCGAGUUAGCUGAAGUUGUUGGUGAUACAAUGGGUAGAGAAUGCAAGGAAAGAAGAUUAGGACCUGUCGAAUGUCCUGUUGCUUUGAUGCUUCUAUGGCCUAGAACAAAUCAGGAAGAGUAUUAUAGGUUUUAUCUUAGAGAAAAGAUGAAUGAAACACUGUGGGCUGAUGGGUUCACAAUGGACCCUCAAUUAAUUAAGGAUUAUUUCUGCCGUUUCCUUUAUCAACCUGCUGAUCGUGAUUAUCCUGAUCUUUGUCAGUUACCUGAUUUAAAUGAACAAACACUGCUUGACAAUUUGAGAGCAAGAUUUAAUGCUGGUCAUAUUUACACUUAUGUUGGAUCAAUUCUCAUCGCUGUUAACCCUUUCAAGUUCUAUCCUAUUUACAACCCGAAAUAUGUCAAACUAUAUCAAAACAGAAGGAUGGGACCUGAACUUCCACCUCAUAUAUUUGCCGUGGCAGAUUCUGCUUAUCAUUGUAUGUUGAGAAAUCGCCGAAAUCAGUGUAUCGUUAUAAGCGGGGAGAGUGGAAGUGGAAAGACAGAAAGUACCAAUUUCCUUUUACAUCACCUGACUGCAUUGAGUCAAAAGGGUAGUCAUGGCAGCGGUGUUGAACAGACCAUACUAAGCGCUGGACCUGUCUUAGAGGCUUUUGGAAAUGCUAAAACAGCCCAUAAUAACAAUUCCAGUAGAUUUGGAAAAUUUAUUCAAGUUAACUAUAAAGAAAAUGGAAUGGUUCAUGGUGCUGUGGUUCAAAAAUAUCUUUUGGAAAAAUCACGAAUAUGUUCGCAAGGUCGCAACGAAAGGAACUACCAUGUGUUCUAUUACCUUCUUGCUGGAGCUAGUGAUGUCGAUAAACAACAAUUACAUUUGAAGACUGUAGAUUACUAUAAUUAUUUAAACAGGAGUGGCUGUUAUGUUUUGGAUAAUGUUGAUGAGAAGUAUGAAUUCUCAAGGUUGAAACAAUCAAUGGAAAUGGUCGGAUUCACUGCAGAAAAACAGAGGAGACUUUUUGCUGUUUUAUCAGCUGUGUUGCUUCUAGGAAAUGUGGAAUUCCAGCCAAGGAAAGCUGCAUAUCAUCAUGACGAAGCAGUUGGAGUUAAAAAUCCAGAGGUAGUUCUUCUCAUUUCGGAAUUACUCAGGGUAAAAGAAGAAACGUUACUCGCCGCUUUAACUGCUAAACGAGCCCGGGCAUCUGGUGAAACUCUAGUUAUCAAUUAUAGGCUUCCAGAAGCAACUGCUGCAAGGGAUGCUAUGGCAAAAUGUCUCUACGGUGCUUUAUUUGACUGGAUCGUUCUUCAAGUCAAUCACGCUCUUCUUUCUAAGAAAGAUACUCUCAGAGAUCACCAAGGAAACUCGAUUGGAGUGUUGGAUAUAUUUGGUUUUGAAGAUUUUGGUCUUUUUAAUAGUUUCGAGCAGUUUUGCAUUAAUUAUGCUAACGAGCAUCUGCAACACUAUUUUAAUCAACAUGUUUUCAAAUAUGAGCAAGAAGAAUAUCGUAAAGAAGGAAUAAAGUGGAGAGACAUAGAGUUCCUUGAUAAUUCUCUCUGUUUAUACUUAAUAGAAGGCAAACCCAACGGUCUACUCUGUGUUUUGGAUGACCAGUGCAAUUUUCCAGGUGCUUCAAAUGAAACUCUAUUACAAAAAUUUAAUUCUGUUCAUAAGGAAAAUCUUUUUUACGAAAUGCCACAGAAGAGGGAAGCUGCGUUCAUGGUCCGCCACUAUGCUGGAAAAGUUAAAUACCAGGUCCAUGAAAUGAGGGAGAAAAAUUUAGAUCUGAUGAGGCAAGAAAUUGUCGGUGUGCUGAAAAAUUCCAAUAUGGCGUUCGUUCGAGAAUUAGUAGGUGCUGACCCCGUUGCUGUAUUCCGAUGGGCCAUUGUUAGGGCAUUUUUUAGAGGAUAUUUUGCUUUUCAUGAAGCUGGAAGGAAACAUAGAUUAACAAGAGAUGGAAGCAAGCCGAGUUCCAUUCAUGCAAGAUAUAGAAAUCAUACGCCAAAUGAUACGAUUUUAAGAUUCAAUGUGCGCUACGGUAACACCAGGUGUUAUACUACAAAAUCUGAACAAGACGAUUCUCAACAGAAAAGUAUCCGACAACCAUUAAGUCAAACUUUUAAUGUGAAUACCAAUGAGAUAUCGCCUAAAAAUCUCUCGACGGACCAACGAUCUUACUACAUUAAUAAUACAGAGGAAAUGGACUGUGAUAAAGAAAGGUUGCAUAAAGUCUUUUGUGCAGAAGAAGCAAAAGUUUUUGAAAGAGCGACACAAAUUGUUGCAAAAAACAAGUCCUUUAGACCAAGAGAAAGAGGAAAGAAAGGUUUGAAAAAUCUACAGAGUGUAAAAACGCUCGCUGGAAGAACUCAAAGCCUUGGUCAGUUAGGCAAAGCUCGCAAACAGCCGUUGACCGUCACUGCGCAGUUUCAACAAUCGUUGCAUAGCCUCAUGGACACUCUCAAUCAAGCCAAUCCAUUUUUCAUCAGAUGUAUCAAAAGCAAUAGUAAUAAGGUUCCACAUUCCUUUGAUGACGAAACUGUUCAAAGGCAGCUUCGUUACACCGGUAUGUUGGAAACUGUUAGGAUCCGACAAGCUGGAUACAACGUUCGUCUGACUUACGAUGAAUUUAUUCAACUAUACAGAAUCCUUUUACCGAAAGGCCUACUGAGUUCUCAAGGAGAUGUCAAGGAUUUUCUUCUCACGUUAAAUCUUAAUCGAGAUAAUUAUCAGCUCGGAAGCAGUAAGAUAUUCAUGAGGGAAUGUGAAAAGGUCAAACUGGAUUAUCGGCUACAUCAACAAAUCAUAGCCAGCAUCGUCAAAAUUCAAAGGUGGUUUAGAACAAUACUCGAACGUUCCAGGUUCCUUCGAAUCCGCUCUUCUGUUAUAACGAUUCAGGCUUGGUGGAGAAUGGUUCUGGCACAGCAACUCAGAAAACAGAAAAUGAUGAGUAUCGUUCAAAUCCAAAGAGCUUGGAGGGGUUACGUUGCGACGACGUGGCUGAGAAAACUGAAAGCUGGUAUUGUCAUCUUUCAAGCUCAUUCGAGGGGAUAUCUUCUUAGGAUAAAAGUUGAAUCGAUGAAAGCUGAAUUACUUGAAAGAAAAACCAGUGUUUCUGAAAAACCAAAUACUCCAGAAACUCCAUCUAUCAAUGUAAAUGAAGACUUUAUAAGAGCGGAAUCUUUAGCCGAAAGUUCUGAACAAAGAGAUGGAAUAACAUCGAAGCACGAUACAGCCCUUACGCAUACUAAUACAAUUACUGACAGCAAUUUAGAUUACGUUGCAGAGCGUAAAGAAGAAAUAAAAAACCUUGAAUUUCGUAGGCGUGCAGCAACUAGGAAAGCUUUCUUCCAUGAAAAUAGAAACUUCUCAGAUGAACAUUAUACAAUUGGCACUGUUAAAGAGAGGAAAGGUGACGCUCACAGUGAUAGUGAAAUGGAAACUGAACCGAGUUGGAUCGAUGAGAAAAAAAUCGCCAAACCGCCUCCUCCGAGGCAGCCGAGGCGGAGAGAUGUCGUCUGUAGGAGUAUUGGGGAAGAUCCCCCUCUCCCGAUAAAGCCUAAUAAGCUACCAAUUAGCAUGGAUCUUAAAAGGCGGAAUAGUGAUCCAGCAACUCAAACCGAAUCCUCAGCAGGAACCAAUACGAAACAACCCACGCCACCUCAGCACUCUCCUUCUGCUGAUUUACUGGAAUGGAAAGGCACGACCAUGUUUACCAUCGCUGGUCACAGCUUCCGUAAAGUUGGAAGGUUUACAAAAGAGGAUCGGUGUUUUUAUUGUUCGCAACCUAUGGAUGCUUUCAUCACACAAGGACACAAAUGUUCAGAGUGUAAGCAUCUUUUCCAUACAAAAUGCAUCCAGAACGGUGGAGUUAUGCAAUUACCCUGUACCGCUUCUAGAGAUGGACGCAGGCAGAAACAUUCGCGUAAAUCUUCCCGCCCUCAACCGUCUGAUAAAAAUUCAUCAUAUAACCAACAAGCUGCUCAAGUGAAAUUUAAUCUUACAGGGACUUCUGAAUUUACCGACAGCACCGAUAAAAUAAUUUCAGAUAUUAACGAACUCCAGUCGAUGCAAGACUUCAUUACAAAAAAGAUUUAUAAAAUGGAAGCUGAAGAAGGUCAAAAACCAUCAAAUGCUGAUAAAGUGUUCAAGCAAGCGCUAAGAGAAUUCAAAGAUAAUCUUAUUGCUACGUAUAGUGUUUUUAAUAAACAAGGUCCCGAGGCUUUAAACAUCAAGUACAAAGAUUUGAUAGCAAAUUUUUCGCAUGUUAUGGAAACAGUCCGAUUGCAAGAAAAUAUGAGAGAGGACUUUCCAGUGACCAUGGGGGUGAAUGCAUUUCGAGGUUUUAUGAACGAAUUUAUGAAUUCAAGAUUAGAGCAGGAAAAACCAAGGAAGACAAAACGUAAAAAGGAAAAGAAACGGAAAACAGAAGAUCCAAUCAUUUAUCGUGGACACCAUUUCAUUUUGACAAUUAUUAACAUUCCUACCGCUUGUGAAAUAUGCAGUUCUUUUUUCAUGUGGCCUAUAGAGCGUGGUCUUGUCUGUCAAAAUUGCAAGUUUACCUGCCACAAGAAAUGUUAUUCCAAAGUUAUAAAUACAUGUAGCAAAGAUAAAGAAGUUGUCGUGAAAAAGCAAUGUCCAAAUCCGGUGUUUGGUGUUCCUCUGCAACUCCUUAUAGUGGAGGAAGAAAAGAUACCUUUAGUAGUCGAUAGGUUGAUAACAACAAUUGAAAUGUACGGCCUCUAUACUGAAGGAAUUUAUAGAAAAUCAGGGGUCAGUUCUAAAGUGAAAGAAUUAAAAGCAAGAAUGGAAGAAAGCAAAGUAGAAAAAAUUCCAUUCGAUCAAUAUCAGGUGCACGUUCUUGCCAGUGUUUUAAAAGGAUUUCUACGAGAAAUGCCUGAACCUCUUCUGACAUUUGACUGCUAUGAUGAUUUCUUGAGAGCUGCAAAUCUAACGGAAGAUAGGGUAUCUACUAUGUUUGCUAUAUUGAAAAAACUCCCCAAACCGAAUUUCGAUUUGAUGGAAAGGUUGAUUUUUCAUCUUGCCCGGGUCGCACUUCAUGAAGAUGUAAAUAGAAUGACUGCUAAUUCACUGGCUAUAGUAUUCGCUCCUUGUAUCCUCAGAACGAAUAAAGUUGUCCCCGCGCAGGAUUCUCUUCAUGAUAUAAGUAGACAAACAACUUGCGUUGAGAUUAUCGUUUUAGAACAAUUGAAGAAAGUGAAGUCUACCUUAGCCGACAUAGAUACGCUCGACACCGCUUGUCAUACGGCUACUUAUAGGCUUUCAUCCAUACGCAGUUCCAAGGUAUUUAGCCAUGAAGAACUGGUUAUAGUGAAACCUGACGAUGAAGAGGCAGAGCUGAUGGGGAAAAUCGAAGAAAUUCAGAAAGAAAAGGCCCUUCUGACGUCGACAUUGCCCUCUCUUACGCGGUCUCCUAGCGAUGACGAUCUCCUCUCUACUGAUGAUGGCAGUCUUGAUGAUGUAGAUACUUCGAAUCCUCAACCGCUUUCGAGGCACAGAGUCGUACACAAGCACAAAAAGCGAGGUUCCGAAAGCUCUGCAGCUACAUUUUACAGCCAAGACUGUGAUGAAGACCCCAUUAUGGUCUAA